GUUUCGCAACUGCCGCCGCAACUCAGCUGGCCGUCACGUGUUCAUGUUUGUGCGGGAAUUAAAUGCCGAUCGCUGCACUCCGCGGCUCACUACUGUUGCGUUGCACCGGCGCUGGCGUGCGUUUCCUGGCCGCAAUGGCGAGCCAGUCGACACACCACGUUUUCGUGUACGGAACCCUGAAGACCGGCGAGCCCAACAAUCACGUUAUGAAGGACCCUGAGAACGGCAAGGCCACUUUGAUCGGGAACGCCGUGACUGUUAAGAAGUGGCCGCUAGUCAUUGCGUCGUCGUACAAUAUACCCUAUCUGCUGCGCUGCGAAGGAAAAGGGCAUAGUAUAUCGGGGGAGCUCUACAGCGUCGACGACAAGAUGCUGUCAAUGUUGGAUGACUUUGAGUCUCAUCCCAAGUACUACCUUCGCACUGAAGAAGAUAUCGAACUUACAAGCAAAUCAAAUGACGAAAAGACCAAGAAAAGACUCAGGGCGUGGAUUUACUUCUUGAAGGACUACCGAGAAGAGCUGUUGCAAAGGCCUUACAUAGCCAACUAUUCGUCCAAGGGAGACCACGGACUUGAAUAUGUGCCCAGGUACUUAAGAAAGGCUCAAGAUCCCCAAAACUUACACUGGCAAGAAGUUCUUCGUAACGAAAAAGUUACAUGCAAUAAGAAGUGAAGAAACGAGCUGCACAGACGACAUUUACUGACCAUCCACCACAGGGGAAGAAUGUUGUGCCUGCCCAGUGAAAUCAUUUGGUCUGUGAAAAAGUUAUAUUUUUAUUGUUGUCGCGUGCAUGCACCUGUUUAAAGUUGUUGCACAUUUAAGAACAAAGUAUAUUUUGCAAUUUUGAACUGCGGUGAGUGAAUUUCAUUGUUGCACGCAUUGGUAACAAAGUAGAUUAAACACAAAAAGGAAUGCCGCUGCUGACUAGGGGCCUUCAAAUAUUCUAGGUUU
Messenger RNA from Rhipicephalus microplus (southern cattle tick), 950 nucleotides. RefSeq names its product gamma-glutamylaminecyclotransferase. NCBI's taxonomy places the organism in Eukaryota, Metazoa, Arthropoda, Arachnida, Ixodida, Ixodidae. The record is from RefSeq and is a predicted model, not a curated record. Gene Ontology annotation, molecular function: gamma-glutamylaminecyclotransferase activity. Gene Ontology annotation, cellular component: cytosol.